This is a messenger RNA of Dovyalis caffra, 447 nucleotides long. Lineage: Eukaryota; Viridiplantae; Streptophyta; Magnoliopsida; Malpighiales; Salicaceae. The record is from the annotation of a GenBank genome assembly.
AUGCUGAUGUUCUCGCUCUUUGUAUCAUGUUUUACUAUGCCUAAUGCUGGUGCCUCUUGUUCCCUAUCUGCUGCUCAAUUUUUGCUGCUUAGGAAGGCUGUGUAUGUGGUUUGUUCUGAGAAUGCACUAUCUUGGAUCAAUUUAAGGUUGCUGCAGUUACCUCAUUCAGGUUUAAGGGUGAAUGAACAUGCCAUUCUUUCUACAUCUACCCAAACGGAAUCUCUUGGCGUUGCCUCAAAUAACACCACCCUGCCUCUCAUUUUCAAGGCUUGUACGACGCUGAAUGCCGUUGAGAAAGGUAAGAAGAAACAUUCUAGUAUUCAGGGUACUAAUUUGGCUAAAGAUGUUGGAGUUGGAACAGCUGUUGUCUUUUAUUGUAAAUGUGGGUUACUCGAAGAGGUCAACCAAGUGUUUGAUAAAAUAACUCAGAGAUUUGGUUUCGUGUAA